GGUCCGUCAGUUGCACAGCUGAUACCGAAGUGACGUCAGUAAAACAAAGCCAUGCGCGGUCGAUCGCAGCCGCGAGGUAAACCGAACCGACCGAGCCGUCUUGCGAACAAACAUUGGGCGUCCGCGAAACAGUGAGGUGCAUUUUAGCAAGAUUUCUCGAGCGAGGGUACAGUUUGCGUGCGCGAGUACGGUCGACUCGCGUCUUCCUCGCAAACGAUGCCGUUUAUAUCAAAGGAUUGGCGCAGUCCUGGCGAGGAAUGGGUCAAGACCGUGGAGGGCUGGGAAAAGAAGAAAAUCCUCGAGUGUGCGAACAAUAAAACGCUUUCUCUCCUCCUUCGCGGCGAUAAGGACGCGCUCGACAAGAAGGAAAAGGACAAAAAGAAAGAAAACGUCGUCCAGCCGCAUUGCCACAUCACGCUGAAGUGCACGCGCGAGAUCGCGGGUUUCAACGGGCUGAGCGACGCGCUGAAGAGGCUCGAUUUUCUAUCCGCGGUCCACGAUUGCCGACGUUUCAAUUAUAUCGUGCGACUGCUGGACCUUCUGGUCAGUCAUCGAAUGGGCGGACUAAGCGGUUGCGCUCAGCGAGUCCUCUUCAACAUGCUGGAAGAAGUCGCGUUGGAAGUUUCGUUGUCCCAGCAACAAACCGGUAGGCUUCGUCGUCUGAUCGAAAGAGUCCGAGCUUUCAGCGCUGGCUGUUGUUGGGGUGGCAGAGCCUUGGGCUCCGUAAUUUUGUGGGAGAAGCAUAAAGCAGCUCUGGAGAGAAUCUUGCAAAUUGCCUCGUCCAUCACUAUAACUCAGCCGGACGAAGAACAACGACCACAAUGGUCGGAUUUACCCGCCGAAUGCCGUCGGGAGGUGCUUCUACGGCUGAGCGAUCCCCGGGAUAUCGAAGCUUCCUCGGAGGCCUGCGAACAUCUCGCCAUCUUGGCUCAAGAACAAAGAAUCUGGCGCGAGCUUGCCCAGUAUCAUUUCACUCAUCAGCAAAUAGCCACCACCAGACAAAACAAUCCUGGAAAAGACUGGAAGACUAUAUUCACUAUUGCUCGAAGAUCCUUCGGAUUGCGAGAAGAGUACGCGGAGAUGAUCCAGUUGUGCCGCAAUUGCCGUUGCUUGUUUUGGCGAUCGUUGGGUCAUCCCUGUAUCGCCGACCAGGAUCCAGCGUUUCAGGAAAAACUGGCGGACGUUGAUCAAGCCUCCCUUCACGUUCCAAUUCCUCCGCAAACCUUCCUAAAAUUCUUUUCGCUGUAAACGACACGCGCGAGCAAUAGCGUGCAAAACGAGAAGAAACCAGAGGGUACGCGUGAAAAGCGCAAGCAAAUGAAAACGAAACGGGAGAUCGACCGCUCUCUCGUAAAGAUAGAGAGUCUCCAUACUUCGACUGUAAGUACGUAUACGCGGGCACGAGCACGCGCUGUUCAAGUAGCAAAGAGAUAGAGGCGUUUAAAAGGUGUUACUACUCGCUUAGGAAUACCAACGUUGUGGAAAAAAGAAUAUCUUUAACGCGGGUUACUGCAAAAGUGUAUAAUACACACACACACGAGCGUGUAUAGCCUGGGAACGAUUGAUAUUUUUCCGAGUGAUCCAAUUCCAGUAACUACGGGUAAAUCCAUUUAAUUCACUUUAAGAUCCUUACCGAAAAUUACGUUCUGCGAACGGUAAAUAAAUUGUAUUAUUCUCAUGUUGUUUGAACAUUACGACGCUAAGAGACACGGAGGCUUAACGUGUAACGAUGUGUAGAAAAUUGAAUUCAAAGUAUGUCGACGUGUUAUUGCCUGGGGAAUUUUACUUGCGUGGAAAGUAACAUUACGAACAUUCACGAGCGAUUUUUCCUUUCUCGAAUCGUUACUAUAGUUCCCUUCGUUGCGUUUCGUACGCAAAAAGAACGAACGUGAUUUGUACUCUCGCGUACACCGCGCGAUGAGAGUAUCGUUUACGAAAUUAAAUUAUUUUUCGUUGGAAGCUUUUCUUUCAACGUACGGGCUACGAGAUGAAUCCGUCUACUGAUGAGCCGACGAAAGUUAACGGGCGUCGAUUUUUCGUUAAAGCGAUCGCAAACUCUUCGUAGCUGUAGUUCUAUCGAUGGUGUAUAUGUGCGAAAAUGCGAUUGGUGCUGGUCGAAGAAUAUUUAUCGAAGCAUUUCUCAUGGUACACACUAUCCGCUUUGAAAACGCCUUCGUUCGCGGCGUUGUUCCGUCGCUGCUCCCGGCAGCUUGUUGUACCGACAUUUCAUUUCCAUUUAGGUGAAUUUAGUUUUUAGUCAUUGCAUUUAUUUCGCGCGAUCAUCGAAGCCACGCUUCUCGAGCAUUCAUCACGAUUACUUGUAUCAGUUUUUUUUAUACGUAUAUUCUGUGCGCAUGCGUUUUUGCGUGGAUGUUUGCAUUCUAUCUCCGCACACGGGACAGAGAUCGUAAAGAACCCAUUUUUUUUCAAAACGAUGCAUACGAGGCCCACGAAACCGAUCGAGUUCGUAGGGGAAAAAGAGAAACAGUGACGUCGACGGUCGAUUCUGACAAUUUAUCUUGUAUUCAACGAAGCCUUGUGCAAACUAAACUAAACCGCGUAUACUUCGUCGUGGCGCUUUGUAUGCUCGUUCGAGGGGUAAGAAGCUCGUGUUUACGAUGCUUGGUAUACGUUUCUUGUACGUACUCGUGUAGCUGUAAUGUCAGAUUUUUUAAGAUUUCAUAAAUACAUAGAGAUUGACAAUUAAUUUGAAACGCUGAAAAUCAUACUGCCAAAAUGGAUGCUAUUGCAUUUACACGAAUCGAAGCGUUUUUUUUUUUUUUUUUUGUAAAUUUCGUUUAAAUCGAAACAACACACCUAGUUCUUUUGAUAUUUGCUUUUUUUCUUAAGGGAGUCUUCUAGUAAUCCACGUCAAAAAAAUCAAUUUUUGUUCGCGUCUUUUUAAAGUUCGAAACUUUGAAAAUUUGUCUGCAAAGCCAUUUGACGGGAUUCAUAAAAAUAACGAAAUUAUUAUCGGGAGAUAUACCUUUAUAACCAGAACUAGAGAUAUUAAGAUCUGACGUGUUAUUCUAUUUCUUUUUUAAUCUCAAAGAUUUACAAAAUUGAGAUAUCGAAUUUUUUUUAAUUCGGGCUAUAGCUGUAUCCUUACUGAGCAGAAUAAAUUUUGAUUUCUUCGUUUCAGAUGAACAGAACAGUCGCUAUAAUGGCAGCCAUUUGAAACAGCUUAUGCAUGUCUUUAUCGAUCUCGUACAUUUUUUACUAUUUUAUACUAAAAAAAUUCGUGUGUAUCCUCGAAAUAUGAAUAACACGAGCAAGACACUCGUACUGAAAAGUCUUAUGGCUUUUUCGUAACAAAUUUACAAAGAAUGCCUAUUUUUCUGUUGACUUUACUAGAAGACCCUCUUAAUGGUAACGAUUGCGAUCGUUGGACAUGUAUACAGUACAUGUGUACUCCGCUGAUCCAAAGGAUUAGUAAAAAAAGGACGACCAAAAUGGCAUUUACGUGUACGCUCUUCGAUGUGAGAAUGGAAUACGAGCUACGCCGUGCAGGUGCAAAGUUUUAGCAGCUCGUUGUACGUUUUACGAUUUAACGCACCGACCUGUGUAAGCUGCGCUCUUCGGGUGACCUU
Messenger RNA from Colletes gigas, 3590 nucleotides. Its product is annotated as F-box only protein 32. Bases 217 to 1248 code for a protein of 343 amino acids. The transcript has 7 exons. NCBI's taxonomy places the organism in Eukaryota, Metazoa, Arthropoda, Insecta, Hymenoptera, Colletidae. Gene Ontology annotation, biological process: protein ubiquitination. The record is from RefSeq and is a predicted model, not a curated record. Gene Ontology annotation, cellular component: cytoplasm; SCF ubiquitin ligase complex; nucleus. Gene Ontology annotation, molecular function: protein binding.